Messenger RNA from Crotalus tigris (Tiger rattlesnake), 2503 nucleotides. RefSeq names its product thymidine phosphorylase (gene TYMP). The transcript has 12 exons. Gene Ontology annotation, biological process: pyrimidine nucleobase metabolic process; pyrimidine nucleoside metabolic process. Bases 726 to 2246 code for a protein of 506 amino acids. Gene Ontology annotation, cellular component: cytosol. Gene Ontology annotation, molecular function: pyrimidine-nucleoside phosphorylase activity; 1,4-alpha-oligoglucan phosphorylase activity. Lineage: Eukaryota; Metazoa; Chordata; Lepidosauria; Squamata; Viperidae. The record is from RefSeq and is a predicted model, not a curated record.
AGGGGGAAGGGAAGGAAGGAAGGGAAGAAAUAAAUAAUGAGAAAGAAAGAAAGAAGGGAAGAAAAGAAGGAAGGAUAUAAAGGAAUGACUUCUGCUCUCUUUAACAGCAGCUACAAGUCCCUUAAUAGUUCACCCCUUCUAAGGUUACAGCAUAACUUCCUUUUCUUCUUUCGCUUUCUAUUCCACCCUUUCUAAUCCUCAAGCCCGUAAGUCACGUGUUCCUGUGUUUUCUUGUUUCAGCAAAGGAAAGGAAAGAAAAAAAAUAGGGCCCACCGGGUCUUCCCCUGGCCAGUACGGGAGUCAUUGGCCUUCCCUUAAUAAAGUCAGUUUCUCCAUCUCUGCAGAUCUUGUCAUCUUCCCCAGCUGUUGGUCCUUGGAUCCUGCUUCACCUUGACCCCGGAUCGCAGAGGGGGUUCAAGCCCUUCCCCAGCCUCUGCCAAGGCCGGCCCCCCACUCCCCCUGUCCCUGGAAGAGAACUGUCCAGUGGGACUUCCGGACAGGCACCUGCUGGCCCAUACGACCAAGGGAGGACCUCGGUGCUCAGAGGAGCUCAAAAACCUUUUACAACCUCGCUGGCAAAUUGCUGAAUAUUUAGAGUAGAAAGCUGAGAUUCAAAAUUUGAGGACCCCAACAUCCAAGCAGCGCUCAGCGCACAGACACCUUUGGCACCAGAACGUCCGUGACUAAGAGAGGCACAGAUUGCAUUGUGGUUCCUUCCGCAGCUGAUGUCUUCCCCAAGAGACCCCGCGCAUCCAGGGCCCGGCCCCAAGGACUCCAAGGAAGGCGGCCUAAUCAGCAUCCCGGAAAUUAUUCGGAAGAAACGAGAUGGCCAGACACUGCAACCAGGCGAAAUCCGCUACUUCGUGCAAACUCUGGGUAGUGGCAGAUCGCGGGAGGGGCAAAUCGGGGCUAUGCUGAUGGCCAUCCGCUUGCGAGGCAUGGAUCCCUGCGAGACGCUGGUCCUGACCCGGGAAAUGGCGGCUUCGGGGACCACCCUGGAGUGGCCGGCACAGUGGCGAGGGCUGCUGGUGGACAAGCACUCCACGGGGGGCGUAGGGGACAAAGUCAGCCUGCCCCUGGCGCCGGCGUUGGCGGCCUGUGGCUGCAAGGUGCCCAUGAUCAGUGGCCGGGGCCUGGGCCAUACCGGGGGCACCCUGGACAAGCUGGAAUCCGUGCCAGGCUUCUGCGUUUCCCAGAGCCCAGAGCAGAUGAGAGAGAUCCUGGAAAAAGCCGGGUGCUGCAUCGUGGAACAGAGCCAGCAUCUGGUUCCAGCAGACAAGGUCCUCUAUGCCCUGAGAGACGUCACAGCCACGGUGGACAGCCUGCCCCUCAUUAUAAGUUCCAUCCUGAGUAAGAAGAUGGUGGAGAGGCUCUCCGCUCUGGUGCUGGACGUCAAAUUUGGCAGCGCCGCCUUGUACCACACACUGGAGGGCGCUGAGCAACUUGCGCAAAGCCUGGUGUCCGUCGGAAACCAUCUCGGGACGAAAACAGCGGCAAUUCUGAGCAGGAUGGAUGAGCCCAUCGGUUGCCGGGUGGGCAAUUCCUUGGAAGUCCUGGAAGCCUUGCAGUGCCUGGAAGGAGGUGGCCCCGGGGACCUCCGUGAGCUGGUGACCACACUAGGCGGCAUCCUGCUGUGGCAGAGCGGGCGAGCGGCCUCCGUGCCCAAGGGGGCGGCCCAGAUCGGCCAAGCCUUGGACGACGGCUCUGCCCGGGACGCUUUCCAGGCCAUGCUGCGGGCCCAAGGGGUGCUGGCCGAGGUCUCCCGCCUGCUGUGCGAAGGGACGGAGGCGCAGCGACUGCAGGUGCUGAAGCUGGCCGGCAACCAGGAGGAGCUGCGGGCUCUGCAAGAUGGGACCGUGCAGCAGAUCCAGGCUAUGCCCAUCGCACUGGUGCUGCAUGAGUUGGGAGCCGGACGGACCCAGGCGGGGCAGCGCAUCAACCCCCGGGUGGGCGCGGAGCUGCUGGUCUCUAGCGGGAAGCGAGUGAGCAAAGGAACUCCGUGGAUCCGAAUCCAUUACGACACCCCCAGGCUGAGCAACACCCAUCGAGAAGCCUUGCAGAAAGCCCUGAUUCUGGGGGACCUGGAGCCCUUCACCCCCACCUCAAAGGUGGCAAAAGUCCUUUUCUCGACGGAAGAGUCAGCCACGCCUGGAUCUCGGGCAGAGAGCAAAGGGGAGAAGGAGCAGGGCCUGGACCGGCCGGCCAAAGGACCUGGGGUCCCACCCAAGGCCCCACCCUUAGAUUAAGACUCUUUUCAGAAGGGGGGGAGGAGGUGGGUUCUGCAAGACAGAGCCUGCUUCCAUGGUCCCCUCCAGAAGAGAGGAAUGGACCUGGUGGUCCAGUCCGGGGAGCUCCCACCUUGGAGAAGGUCGACUUAUGUGGGCAUUGAGGGACGAUUUCAACCUGAUGCUCCCAUCCUCAUCCGUCAGGUUGAAGGUUUGAACCUGUAAGUCGUCCUCCGAAACCAGGAUCAUUUUUGUCAAUAAAUCCUACCGUGCUUGUG